AAUGGCUUUAGAAUGCAAUAAGUUUAUCAUCUUGUUCACGGUUCACGGUUAACUUACAUAUUUCACGAGUUGGUGUCAGCUCAUCAAGUCCAAUAAUUUAUUGCCGUCUGAUUUUCUAUCUGGUUAUUUAUUUGUUAUUAAUUAUUGACGAUUAGCACUUAAUAAAUUAUAUUUGUUGCCCAUAUAUCCAGUCACAUUAUGGGUUUUUAUCACUGCGUUGUGCUGCAGGUCUUCUUGAUGGUAAUGCAGGUUAUCAUUCUUGUCACCCCUGGUGCGAAUGGAAACUCUGUAAAGCCAGAAUUUGUCGAACCUCUAAAAAACAUUACAAUCGGUGAAGGAAGUAAUGUCGAAUUUUCGUGUGCUGUUGCUAAUCUUGGAAGUUUCAGGGUGAUGUGGCUCAAAAAGAAUGAACAAAAGGAAACCUUUGUUGCUGUCAAUUUGCUCAAAAUUACAAAAAAUCCUAGGGUUUCAAUUUCAAUGUUGCAGACCUCAGACGAUGUCACCCAAAGUACGGUUUAUAUUAGAAGCAUCGACAUGGAUUUGGACCAAGGUGUCUACGAAUGCGCAAUCAACACAAACCCAAUGAUCAGUCGGACUGGAACUUUGGUUAUAACGAAAUCAAAGGAAAAGGCUUUCUUAACCACGCCAAACUUGGAACUGAAACCCACAGAAUCCGUGGAAAACGAAAACUCAUUGAAAGUGUAUAAUGAUAGCAAUGUUUGGUCAGAAAAUUUUACGGAAUUGAACGCCACUCAAGAUCAGUUCGACAAUGGCACAGAAACUUUGGACAUGAACAUGACUUCAAGCAGCAAUAUCAGCAGUGGUUCAGACUCGGGAUGUGCUGAAAUGAAAUCAUACUGGGAAGAUGCGACAGAUAAUAUUAAAGCAAUGUUGAAAAAUGUUCUCACAUCGUUAGUAAACUUUACGUGCUCAUUUUUAACAUCGAAUCAAUAAAAUAUUCAAAAAAUGAC
Molecule: messenger RNA, 971 nt
Organism: Folsomia candida
Lineage: Eukaryota; Metazoa; Arthropoda; Collembola; Entomobryomorpha; Isotomidae
Exons: 3
Coding region: 199-954 (251 amino acids)
Source: RefSeq, a predicted model, not a curated record